Messenger RNA from Ooceraea biroi (clonal raider ant), 5227 nucleotides. It is a transcript of the gene PsGEF, whose product is annotated as Protostome-specific GEF. The record is from RefSeq and is a predicted model, not a curated record. Lineage: Eukaryota; Metazoa; Arthropoda; Insecta; Hymenoptera; Formicidae. Gene Ontology annotation, molecular function: protein binding. Gene Ontology annotation, cellular component: nucleus; plasma membrane.
UCUUUUCGCCCACAGAUGCUGAAGUGGACGGUAUCAAGAUCCUUGUCGACGACCAGUUCGACACCUCAUGGUCCACCCACCUUGAACAAGGCACCCCGCCGACCUUUUCGAGACUUGUCCAAUACACCGCCAACCUCGGCUAACUGUCGAAACAUACAGGUAUCUACUCAAAAUGCAUCGAACACAUCCAGAACGACACCAGCUCGAAGAAAAAGAUGCAGAAGUCAUGGAACCGACUUGAGGACAUAUUUUCAAGCAACAAAGCCACACUUAAGGUCUAGCAAGCGUCAAUCCAUGUCACAGGAAGUGGAGAAUUCGACCACCGAAAGCUUCUACCAAAGCACGCCGAGGGUGGACACGGACAUUGGUCCGCUCACGUAUUAUCCACCCGGCAGCAAGUGUUCCACCGCAUUGACUCUACCAACGGACCCCGCGCUCUUCAUGAACAGUCGCGCCAAGAACUUUCAGAGCGACAACGAGCUACCGCAGAAUGUCGUGAACGAGGCUCGAGCGAAUCUGCAGUCGCACGUCUCUGACUUCUUCCAGCAAAUUUCGAUGGCAACCAGUCCCGAAGACGUGAUGGAGGCAGGCUCGAUGCCGUUGGGGGCGAAGACGAAGAAUUAUCCUCAAAAUAGUGAGCCAAAGACACGGAUGGUGAAGACGCCAUAUCUUCCGAAGCUGGCGAAGAUUACGAAAAUUCACGCACGAUGUAAAACGCCUUAUCAUACUAAACUGGCUCAAGCAAUCAGUCCAUUUAAACCAAAAGGGGCUCAAGGACAGACGCCACUCGUCGGCAAACUGUCAAGUCUCACCAUAGAUCAGGAUUUACCGAAAUACGAGAAUAUGGACAAUACUGUGACGGAGGUGCUUCAUAGAGAAAAAGAAGUCAAUUUUGGAAGCAAGACUGUGGCCGAGAUUUUACUGGGCGACGCCGAGGAAAGGACCAAGAUUUUGGAAGCAUCGUGUGAGAAGCGACCAGAUUCAAAGAUGACAGAUCACACGUACGAGACUAUCGCAGAACAGGACGAAAUAGUGGAAGAAGAAUCUCCUGCACGCAACGACAGUUCUAUAUCAUCGGUCAGUCAACUCCUAGAAGACCCUUCGCCAGUGUCCUGGGCAUUCGCGUCACCUCUCAACGAUCUCGAGGGUGAGUUCACGCUGAAGAGGCAGCGCGGCAUUCGACGGAAACGUCCGCGAAAGGACGGCGACAAGACGGUGGAGGGUAAACGAGCAAAGAGAACGUGCAGUCCUGCCACAAAGGAUCAGGACGGCCUGAUCGAGGCUGUCAAUCCAAAUGUGAAAAAACUUGCGUUAGAAACCGAUCUCGACUCGACUUUGGACGAGAAGCAUGUGCCAGCUAUGAAGACGUCUUUCCUCCGCGAAGACCGCAAGGAGGAGGAUACCAGUAGAAAGACCAAUUCCUGGGACCUCGAUAGUCCCAAGUCGUCCAUGAUGGAUGACCUACAGAGCUCGAAAUCAUUCGUCACUUCUGUGUCCACAACUCCGGAGGUUCCGUUGGUUGCAACUGUCAGGAGGUGCUUGAAGUUCAGCCCCGAAGACGAACUACCGACAAGAUCUAACUGUCGUGGAUCGAUCGAAAUAGAGUGCUCUCUCGUAGCGGAGCAAAUACACGUUCGAGUGAUAAGGUGCAAAGACCUGCGGCGGGCGUACGAGGGACCGGUGCACGCGUACGUGAAAGCGAGUCUGAAGAACAUCAGUGGCGAGGGUGUCGUCAAGAGGACUGCGGUUCAUCGUGCCACGCCGAACCCGGUGUUUCGCGAGACCCUGAUACUUCCCUGCCCGGCGUACAACAGUCACUGCACCGGUCACAGGCCCACGUCCCUGGACAUCGCCGUCUGGCACCGGGAUCGUCGUGCGAGACGUAGCGAGCUGCUGGGCUGCAUGACUCUUCCUCUGCCUCUGUCCCAAGAUAAGGAAGCAACAUGGCACCCUCUAGAAGCCGGAUCCGUCCGAAACACAAGCACUCCUUUUGCGAGCGUACCUCAGGACUGCGUUGUAUCGCCACCCUUGUCCAGAGACGGCGAGACAGAUAAUAAUAACUCAGGAACGGACGAUUUGAUGUACCUGCGGCACUUGGAGCUGGAACCGGUCGAUCCUCUGACGGGCCUACCUCUACAUCCGGGCUUUACCGCGAAGGGUGGCAGAACGCCCUGUACUAUCACGAGAAGACUGAUAAGGCAAACCUCAGUCAAUUUGAUUCCAUGGGGAUUUUCAUUAUCGUGGGGCAGACCUCCGCGGGUAGAACGCGUGGAUCCGGGAAGUCCGGCGGAACGAUCCGGCCUACGACCAGGCGACCAUGUGGUCUUCGUCGAGAUGAUGAACGUCGUAACGAGACCUAGAGAUGAGAUCCUGGGUCUCAUUCAGGCCGCCACGAACCAGUUGGUGCUCGAGGUGUAUCGCAAGGGCGGUGCCCAUUCAUCCAGCGCUCAUCACAGGCCCAGUUCGGUCAAUGCCAAUCUUCAACAUUCCUCCGUCGGUCCCAAUAGCCAACACGUCACGUUCAACGCCGAGGUCUUCCCGAAUUUGGCACCAGACGCGCCACCCGAGGAGGAGCUGUCCGUACGAGAAAGCAGAUACUGCGGCGUUCUGAAGAGUGGCCACACGCGCUUUAUGGUACCGUUGUGCGAGCGACGCGAUGUGCUAUCGGCAGCGGACUACCUGAUUCUGUUUCAAAAUCUGGACGAGCUACUCAAGCUGUCGGAGGAGAUUAGAGACGAAGGCGGCGGUGUCGAUAGCUAUCUCUGCAGAGUUCCUAAAAUCACAGCUGCCUAUCGAAGAUACCUCAGUGGCCUACAACGUGCCUGUUGCCUCCUGGUCGCCCUCAGACGGAACACGGCCUUCGCCAAACUGGUUUGCGAACCUGCCGUGCCGCACAAACGGCGUCCCGACCUCACCGGGGUGCUGCUGCUACCCUUAGAGCACUACAGAGAGAUGACGAGAUUGUUGGGUCAGGCGUCUCCGCGAAAUUGUCAGCAAGCGAGAGACUUAGCCCAAGGCUACAGAGAAGCCACAGCUAACGCGGGAGUGAUGGAACCACCGCGAGACACUGGAAGGCCUCUACUAAGUCUACAAGAAGUGGAGUCUCGAUUAGUAUUUGCAAGAUGCAAGCCGUUUACCUUAGCAAUGCCAGGAAGACGAUGGCUCUUUGGCGGUGCCCUCGCUAAAGUAGAAGGUCGAGCACGUCUGCAGCCGUCCUGGGCGCUGCUAUUGACUGAUCUCCUAGUGUUUGCGCGGGUUUCUCGUGACCGCGUGCUCUUCGUCACCGAGGAACCUCUGCGACUGUCCAGCAUUGCCGAGGCGUGCUUCACCGUGCGAAAAAGACCAACGGAGUUUCGGCUGCAGGUCGUCAUAAACGCAAACGGCAACGCGGAGAACGGUCACGUGGAGAUGGUGAACAGUGGCGGUUGCAGUCCUCAUAGUCGACCCCGAAGACGUGUACUAAUUCUACGAGCGCCCACGCCAGAGCAGAAAGCUGUCUGGCAUAAUCUUCUACAACGGCAAAUAAUCUAUGUGAAUACAGGCUGCGGCUUGGGUUCAUCGGAUCAGGAUAGUCCAGAAGAGAAUCCACUUGCCGGUAAUUUCGCCACGACUAAAGAGUCUACGGAAAGUCCGCAGAUCACGAGAGAGACUCAGCAACCUGAUGAAGAGGAAAAGGAGUCACAGUCUGGCGAGAGUUUGGAUACAAUUCUGAAGCAUUCCCGGGAGAAUAAUCACCUAGCUCAGUGGGUGCGUAAUUCGCACCAGAUUCCUCCUCCGGAUCACGAAGGGUCUCUUGAAGAGUGGACGGCCGAAGAGUUAGCGGCCAGAACACCCCGGGAAAGCACCAGCAGGUCAACUAGCCAGGACACGGAGGAAGUCGCCACAGGAAAUUCCGACGCGGAGCAACAUAGCACUACGUCGAGCGCUAGUUUGAGUACUGUGAAAUCAAAUAGCAUAAUACGAAAAAACGGGAGUUAUAUAUCUUCAAAAGAGAACUCUAUGGGUUCUAUCAGUAUUUGCCGAAGAUGUCACAGAUCAGGAUGUCCUACGCCACCAUUGCAGAGAGACCCGUUUUCUCCGUUGCCUCCGAAAAUCUCAGUUGUUCCACCGACUCCUGAUCUUUGCAAGAAACACAGACUACGAAAUGGAUUGCACGACAGUCCGGGACGUAACAGUCCCAGUUAUACGCCAGCAGAUGGUAACACCGAGGAUGGUAGCGAAGAUGAUCUCGACUGUGAUGGAGAACCUCCUUACAGAGCAUUGAGACGGUUUGGUACGAUGAGCAGCUUAGAUCAGGAUGACGAGCUCGACGAACAAGGGGAUGAUGACAAUAGGGACUCGGAGUCGCCGCCUUCCGGUUUGAGAGCGUGGACCGCUCGAGCGAGCAGCUACGUUGUCAGUAAAAUGGUUUUGUUAGAGCAACUCAGUGAAGGUGUCGGUGGGUAUCUUCUUCAACCGCCCGUACCACCAGAGCGAACUGAAUUCUCUUUGGAUCCGAAUGACGAGGAGGGCACUACAUCCGGAGCAACUUCCGGUGAUGACAUUUGGGGCACGCCGACCUCCGGGGGACCGGACGACGAGAGCUUUACCGCCAACUCGCCGCCGCCGAACGGCUGCAGCAGCAGCAGUGCGGGCGGCGCCGGUGCCAUUGGCGAGGACAACUACGGCCUAAACCUGUCGGUGGAGGACGACGCCGAUCAGGAGUCGGAGAACGAGGAUUGCUCGCUGCCGGAGCUGAGCAUGGAUCAGCUGUUGGGCGGUGGCGGUAGUCUGAGCUCGCUACGCUGCUUCCUGGGUAGGAGACGGCUCGAGCCGUUGCCCGAGGAGGAGGACUCGUCUGGCAGCGGCAAGCACCAGGUCGGAUGGUGGUGACAGCGGUUUCAAGCGACGUCCAAGUCGGGCAUCGGUGCGAACGCGGACGAGCGCGACCGCGUCUUCGCCAAGCUGAACCAGGAGGACGAGGAGUUCCGCCGGAAGAUCGUCGACCUGCACCGUAAGCUGUCCGACGUGGACGCGGAUGGCGCGAGGCGACCAGACGGGACCGGCUUCGAAUCGCCCAAGAUCUCGAAGGAGGCCGAACGUCUGAUGGAGUUGGAGUCCGUCGCAAGGAGAGCGGAGGAAACCAAUUCGCGCAACGCCGAGAAGAUGAAAGCGGAGAGGAGGCUAGAGGUGUUGCGCAGGGAGGACUCGGACGAAAUGAGCGAUAGAAGAAGGUACAGAAGCAGAA